AUGGCCACACAGGAGACCGCGAAGACUCUGUUCCUCACCGCGGAAGGAGUUCAAUAUGCCUACCGAAUCAUAGGAAACAGUUCCAACUCGUCUCCUCCUUUACUGCUCCUUAACCACAUUCGAGGAACCAUUGACACCUGGGAUCCGUACGUCAUCGACAACUUCACCGCACUCGGUCGCCAGGUCAUAACAUACGACUAUAGCGGCGUCGGUCACAGUUCUGGCCCAAUCGGAUCGACCAUCAAGGCUUUCGCCCUGAACCUACUCGUGUUUCUUCAAGGCAUGCUUCCGAGUCUGAACGCGACCCAAGUCGACGUGCUCGGAUUCUCCAUGGGCGGCUAUGUCGCCCAACAACUCUGUCUGGACGCUCCAGACGUUGUGCGAAAGCUUGUACUCUCCGGCACCGGUCCCAGCCUCGGUCCUGACCUACAACGGCCCAUGAACGAAGUGCAGUCUACCGUCUUCCAGCCCGUCCCUAAUCCUCUGUCUAUCGCUGAUGCCUUCUUUCCUCCAUGGACGACGGGCGACAUGGGCCUUGCGUGGCUCAACCGCAGCCUGGCGGCUCGAGCUUCCAUGGCGGGAAAGAACGGGGAACCACAAAUAGCAUCCUUUACCAGUGGCACCGAUGUCAUGACGCUGACCCAGCCGUACCUCAACUGGGAUGCCGACCUGGUCCCUUACUCUCUUCUACAGACCAUCCAAAAGGAUACGCUCGUCACCGCGGGGGAUAACGACUUGAUCGUGCCGACCCACAACUCCUUCGUCCUCUCUCGACAACUGCCUCGAGCGAAUUUCGCCAUGUUUCCCAGCAGUGGCCACGGACAUAUCUUCCAGUAUGCUCGAUACUACACCGCACUCGUCAAUGACUUCCUCAAUGGAAGGCUUCCUGUUGUGCCCUUUUCUGCCGGAGCUAUCCCGCCGCUGGUCUCGAGCAAUUCGUCCUCCAGCAUACGGAGUUGA
This is a messenger RNA of Fonsecaea multimorphosa CBS 102226, 960 nucleotides long. RefSeq lists its product as uncharacterized. The coding region runs from base 1 to 960 and encodes 319 amino acids. The record is from RefSeq and is a predicted model, not a curated record. Lineage: Eukaryota; Fungi; Ascomycota; Eurotiomycetes; Chaetothyriales; Herpotrichiellaceae. The transcript has a single exon.